Condylura cristata (star-nosed mole) is the source of this 4395-nucleotide messenger RNA. RefSeq names its product MAX network transcriptional repressor (gene MNT). The record is from RefSeq and is a predicted model, not a curated record. Bases 188 to 1942 code for a protein of 584 amino acids. Lineage: Eukaryota; Metazoa; Chordata; Mammalia; Eulipotyphla; Talpidae. Gene Ontology annotation, biological process: regulation of transcription by RNA polymerase II. Gene Ontology annotation, molecular function: protein dimerization activity; DNA-binding transcription factor activity, RNA polymerase II-specific; RNA polymerase II cis-regulatory region sequence-specific DNA binding. The transcript is spliced from 6 exons.
AAUAUUUGGGGAGACAUUGAUUUUUCUUCCGUGCUCCCCCGUUCUUCCCUGCGGAGUGCGCUGCGCCGCCCAGCCCUGUCGCCCCCCGGAGGUGAUCCCUCCCUCCUGCCUGCUCGCCAGCCUGACCUGUGCCCGGCUCGCGGGCCGCAGUCUCGGCCCCGGCGCGCCCCCGGCAGCUCUCGGCGCGAUGAGCAUAGAGACGCUACUGGAGGCAGCCCGCUUCCUGGAAUGGCAAGCGCAGCAACAACAGAGAGCACGUGAGGAGCAGGAGCGGCUUCGCUUGGAGCGAGAGCGGGAGCAGGAACAGAAGAAGGCCAGCAGCCUGGCCAGGCUGGCCCAUGCCCUGCCCUUGGAGGAGCCCCGCAUCGAGGCACCACCCCUGCCUCUAUCCCCCCCUGCACCCCCACCGGCACCUCCACCACCGCUUGCCACUCCCACCCCAUUGACUGUCAUUCCUAUUCCAGUAGUGACCAAUUCCCCCCAGCCACUACCCCCGCCCCCCUCACUGCCCCCUGCAGCCCAGCCUCUGCCCCUGGCACCUCGCCAGCCUGCUUUGGUUAGCACCCCUGGACUUAGCAUUAAAGAAUCUGCGCCCCUACCCACCAGGCCACAGGUGCCUACCCCUGCUCCCCUGCUGCCGGACUCCAAGACCAGCCUUCCACCCACUGGCAGCCCCAAGCCUUUGCAGCCCCUCUCCACACCCAUCCUGACCAUAGCACCACAUCCUGGGGUCCAGCCCCAGCUGGCCCCCCAGCAGCCACCCCCACCUACUCUUGGGACCCUGAAGUUGGCACCGGCUGAAGAAGUCAAAUCCAGCGAACAGAAGAAGAGGCCUGGGGGGAUCGGAACCAGAGAAGUCCACAACAAAUUGGAGAAGAACAGGCGGGCCCAUCUGAAGGAAUGCUUUGAGACUCUGAAACGCAACAUCCCCAACGUGGACGACAAGAAGACGUCAAAUUUGAGCGUGCUGCGGACCGCGCUGCGGUACAUCCAGUCCCUGAAGAGGAAGGAAAAGGAAUAUGAGCAUGAGAUGGAGCGGCUGGCGAGGGAGAAGAUUGCCACACAGCAGCGGCUGGUCGAGCUCAAGCACGAGCUGAGCCAGUGGAUGGACGUGCUGGAGAUUGAGCGUGUGCUCCGGCAGACAGGCCAGCCUGAGGACGACCAGGCCUCCACCUCUACCGCCUCUGAGGGUGAGGACAACAUAGACGAGGAAAUGGAGGAGGACCAGGCCGGCCUGGGCCCGCCUAAGCUGAGCCAUCGCCCCCACCCGGAGCUGCCGAAGCCACCGCCCAGCACCGCCCCCGCGCCUCUGCCAUCCCACCCACACCCUCACUCCCAGCCUGUGACCCUGUCUCCUGCCCACCUGCCUGGGCAGCAGCCGCCGACACAGAAGACACCUCUGCCAGCCCCUCCUCCCCCACCAGCUGCCCCUGCCCAGACACUGGUGCCUGCUCCAGCCCACCUGGUGGCAGCAGCUGGGGGAGGCUCCACGGUCAUCGCUCACACAGCCACCACCCACGCCUCAGUCAUCCAGACUGUGAACCAUGUUCUACAGGGUCCAGGCGGCAAGCACAUUGCCCACAUCGCCCCCUCGGCCCCCAGCCCUGCUAUGCAGCUGGCACCUGCCACACCCCCCAUUGGCCACAUCACAGUGCACCCUGCCACGCUCAACCAUGUGGCCCACCUUGGCUCCCAGCUGCCCCUGUACCCGCAGCCUGUGGCUGUGAGCCAACCCGUGGCCGUGGGCCACAUUGCCCACACCCUCUCGCACCAGCAAGUGAAUGGCACAGCCGGGCUGGGUCCCCCGGCCACUGUCAUGGCGAAGCCAGCCGUGGGGGCUCAGGUGGUACACCACCCCCAGCUGGUGGGCCAGACAGUGCUCAACCCCGUGACCAUGGUCACCAUGCCCUCCUUCCCAGUCAGCACACUCAAGCUGGCUUGAAGAUGAGGCCACUCAGAGGCCCCCAGUGGGGGCAACAUGGGGGACCUAUCCCCCACUUUCCCACCCACCAGCUCCACACAUUCCAGCCAGGCCCAGGCCCACCCCACCCACACCCACCCCCAGGCCUCCUAGGGGAAGGGGGUGCAGAGACUCUGAGCCAGGGGAGGGAGGGGCCACCCCAGGGAGCUGGGCACAGGCAGGGGAUUCCUUCACUGCACUAGGACUUGAUAAAAUGAGAGACUGAUGAACAAGCUCACGUUGGCCUGGUGCCAACUCCAGUGCCCUUCCUGCUUCUUCACCCUGUCCCCUGAAACCAGUUAGACGUGGAUGUCAUGUUCUCUGGCUUCCUCUACCCUGCCCGCCUUCCUUGCUGCUGCUGCUAUUGCUUUGUCUGGGAGGGGGCCUGCCCCUCCCAAGCCUCAGCCUUCACUUCCCAGACUUUUGAAGGGGAAAAGGGGAAGCAGAACUGAAGCAACUUGGCCCAGAACUCUGGGGACCAGGGGCCCUGCUCUGAGUACAGGUAACAUCCUAGGAACUCUGGGGACCAGGGGCCCUGCUCUGAGUACAGGUAACAUCCUAGGAACUCUGGGGACCAGGGGCCCUGCUCUGAGUACAGGUAACAUCCUAGGAACUCUGGGGACCAGGGGCCCUGCUCUGAGUACAGGUAACAUCCUAGGAAGUGGCUGGUCUUGCGCUCCACCCUGCCUGGGCUCUCCAACCCAAAUGCAGUCACUGUGAUUCGUUACAGCAGAAACUAGUUAAGACGAUUCUACCAUCAGUAAACCACACCCAAGCUGUUACCAAGCUUCCUGAGCCCGCCAAACCUUGCCACCGGAUUCUUGGUCCCAGGAGGGCAGGCAAAGGGUGGAGUGGAGGGGCUUGGCCCCCCAGCCUCAUCGGUGGGCACACACUAUCGGCCUCUGCUUGGUGCUGUGCACUCCCUGCAGGGGUGGUUUCCUCCUGCAGCCUGGGCGACGUAGACCAGCAUCUGGUCUAGGAUCCAGAAGCUUGGCCAGCCCCUUCCCAAAUGGUCUGGGAAGCUGCAGCGGGAGCAGGGCCAAACAGUGGAGGGCUUGUGCCUCGGUCUCUACUCAUCUUCCUGACUGUCCUUCCCUCCAGUGGGCUGUUCUGAGUGUACCCACCGUGGGGAGGCUGCCACUGCCUUCCUCUUCACUUAGCUGAGCUUGGGGUGGUGAUGGGGGAGGGGCUGUGUGUGGGUUGCUUUCCCUGCCUCAGCCUACAACUUUGGCUUCUUCUAUGUGGGUAUUCAUUACAAGUGGCCUUUGUGUCAGACACUCAGUUACACACACACAUGCACACUCAGCUCCCCACCAAUGGCCUUUCAGUUUUGGGGGGGAAGGAAAGUGUCCCUAGGUGUGAAGUCUGUGUUGACAGGCUGGGGGAGGUGACAGUGUCAGGUGGGAUGAGACAGAAAUCAACAAAGAUCUUGAAUAGAUUUAAACACCUAAUAAUCCCCUUUCAUUUUCUUCCUGGUCCUGGGGACUUUCCAGGCAACUGUUUUCUCAUCUGUUUCUCCUUGGGGUGGGGAAAGGGAAGGCCUUUGAUGCCUUAGAGGCCUCUGGGUAGGAGCCCCUGUGCCAGCCCAACUCAGUGCUCCCUCAUAAGCUUGCUGCCUUUCUGUACCUGCAGCCAUCUCCACCCUUAUUCCAGCAGGAGCUGGUUUCACAAAUUCCAGUGAUUUAUGGUGAAAAGAGCAGAGGGGAGAUGGUAGGCUUGGCACCCAGGGAACAGAGAAGCAUUGGCGAACUUCCCUCGGCUCUGUUCUCCCUGGUUCUAGAGGCAGUUCAGAGUGCCCCCGGCCUGCAAGAUACCUCAUCUGCCUGCCGCUCCCCCCUUCCCCCCCCAGCAGUGGGGGCCUCCGAAUCUAGUGCCGAAUGACUAUGUCCAGAUUGGUGACAAUGGGUGUUGUUGCUGUUACUUUGUUGUGUUCGUGAAUGCUGUGACACUGUGUGCCCAAGAGAGGCAGCCUCCGGCCAGCCCAUCCUUGGGCAUCUCCCUCUAGAGCGGUCAGGACUGCGUGGGACUGCCUGCCCCCCCACCCCCUCCAGCCCGGGACUCCAGUGUGCAUGGGCACACAUACACAUCUUACCUCUCAUGCGUAUUUUACUUUUUGAUGUUCAGAGUGGCUCACUGGCUGGGAAUCUUUACCUCGGGGAGAGGGGGAGGCUGGUUCCUUGGGGGAGGCCAAAGAAGGGCAGGGAAUGCCUGGAGGGGAAUGGGGUGAUCAUCAUGACCCCUAUACUCUCUAGGAACAGCUUCUCUCCCCUCCCAGGGUUCCACCCCCAUCCCUCAAAGAGGUGGCCCUUGUUUACAGUGAGGACUCGGUCACUGUGUCUCCGUUUCCUGAAAUAUAAACUGUAGCGACCCCAGACUGUAGAGGUUUUUAUGUGUUUGGAUACAUCUGCUGUGUGGGAAAAAAAAAAAAAAAAAAA